Daldinia decipiens is the source of this 1449-nucleotide messenger RNA. RefSeq names its product glycoside hydrolase family 79 protein. The record is from RefSeq and is a predicted model, not a curated record. The transcript is spliced from 4 exons. The coding region runs from base 1 to 1449 and encodes 482 amino acids. NCBI's taxonomy places the organism in Eukaryota, Fungi, Ascomycota, Sordariomycetes, Xylariales, Hypoxylaceae.
AUGGCUUCUUAUUUCGGAAAUUCGAUACUCUUCCUCGCUGCGAUCCAAAGCGCGAUCGCAGCGGUGACUUUUACGGUCCCCAAGCAAGCACACACAGGGGGGUAUAGCUACGCGCCUCUAGACCCUGCACCAGUUGGUAUAUCUUUCGAGUUCUUUGCUUUUCCGUCUUAUUUUUCCAAUGUGAGCGCCACCAACCAGUGUCUUUCUAAUUGGAAAGACUUGACGGGAGUUUGGCCACCGAUACGCAUUGGAGGAACCACGCAGGACAGAGCCCAAUAUGACUCCCAAACCUCGGCCUACGUCGUGUAUAGUGUUUCCAAUCCAGCUGACGCGCCUGCAAGUUUGACAUUCGGCUCGAGCUUCUUGACUCUAGCAGGAUCCUACGCGGGAAGCGUGGUAGUGGGGUUAAAUAGGGGUAAAAACAAUAUCCAGAACACGAUUAAUGCAGCAAAGAUUGCAAUAUCUGAGGUGAAGAACUUGCUUGCCAUCGAACUGGGUAAUGAGCCAGAGUACUAUUCCAGGAAUGGCCAACCUAUUGCUUCUGGCGGCUGGUCUCCGGCUAUCGAUGCCGCCUCGCAGAAUAAUUGGGCAUUAUCAGUCGGGUCAGCCGUCCAGAAAUCGCCAAUCAUCCAAGCCGGCAACUCUAACGAUUCUCCCCCAACGUGGGGUGCGGCAGAAUUGAUCGCAACAGAAAACGCGACCGUCAAGAGCUAUGUUAAGACAUAUGCCCAUCACAACUAUCCGGGAGGGAGCGUGGACUCGCUCAUGAGCCAUAAAAGUAUCUCCAGCAAUUUGCACGUCUUCGACGCCGACGUGGCUGCCGCGUUGAAAGAGGGCAAACCAUAUGUUUUCGGCGAGACCAACUCAGUAUCCGGAGGAGGAGCUGCUGGGGUAUCGCCCACCUUCGGAGCAGCGCUAUGGACCAUGGAUUAUGUUCUCCGUGCCAGUUACAGUAAUAUAUCAAGGACGUACUUCCACCACGGAACUGUUGGCAAUUGCCAAUACUGCUUUUGGGGAAGAUAUAGCAUGGGGGCGCCUUACUAUGGUGCGUACGCGGCAACCGCGUUAUUGGCAAAGGCCUCUUAUCUCACAGCUCUUGACGACGGGUCCAGCAAUUACGCAGCAUAUGUGUCAUUCAGCUCCGACGGCACGCCUCUACGAGCGCUUCUAUACAACUCUGAUUACUUUAGUGGGAGCGGUAACCGUUCUAGCCAAUCAUUUAGCAUUAGCGGUCUAUCGGGAAGCUCGCUAAAGGUCAAAAGAUUAACGGCAGAGAGUGCCAUGUCCAGAGUGGAUCAAGGUGGUAAGGUCACUUACGGAGGACAGACGUUCACUGACGGCAGCUGCAAAGUUGCCGGGACUGAGAGCACCGAGGCUUUGUCUGUUUCCAAUGGGCAAGCAACCAUCACGUUACAAGCUAGCGAGGCCGUGUUAAUAUAUUUACAAUGA